Episyrphus balteatus (marmalade hoverfly) is the source of this 5517-nucleotide messenger RNA. Its product is annotated as neuroglian-like. Gene Ontology annotation, molecular function: cell-cell adhesion mediator activity. Gene Ontology annotation, biological process: brain development; cell-cell adhesion. The coding region runs from base 475 to 4269 and encodes 1264 amino acids. The record is from RefSeq and is a predicted model, not a curated record. NCBI's taxonomy places the organism in Eukaryota, Metazoa, Arthropoda, Insecta, Diptera, Syrphidae. The transcript is spliced from 9 exons.
ACGAACGAACCGAUGAGAAACAAGAAAUGAGGUAAUCCACCGCUUUCAACAAAAACUGACAAAUCAAACGAUAGCGAGCGGGUGCACUGAGUGGACGUCGACGCCGGAGCUUACUUUUUAAAUAAAUUCUCGAAAAGCUCGCGCAAGUUUGUGUGCAGAAAAUUGAGAACUGACAUUUGUGGAGUGGAGUGGUCUUUCGUCGUCAACGCAUUCCGAUACUCUCAAAUUCAAGGCGAAAGGGAGGACUUUUUUUUGUUGUUCUUAUUUGAGAAACAAGGAUAACGAAGCAAGAGAAAGAGGAUUUUGACUGCACUAGGAUAAGAUAUUUAUAAACGCAUCAAACCUAGAUGGUUUAAAAAGAGGAGAUAGUUUUUUGUCAUUCAUCCUCUUUGACGACAAGUGGAAGAAGAAUUCACUCUUGGCUGAAUAUAUAAUAGGACUAAGGAAGAGGAGCAAUAUACAUAAACAUACAAAAUGGGGCGGCGGUCAUGUACGUUUGCCGUCCUUAUGGUCGCGCUGUUAAGCCUCGCACAAGCAAUGACAAAUUCACCGCCACGUAUUAUUAAACAACCUCCCACAGAUGAACUUCUAUUCAAAGUUGCCCAACAAUCAAAAGAAAGUGACAAACCAUUCAUUAUUGAAUGUGAAGCCGAAGGACAACCUGAUCCAACAUACCGAUGGGUUAAGAACGGCAAAAAAUUUGACUGGCAAGCUUAUGACAAUCGUAUGCUGCAACAACCGGGUCGUGGUACAAUCGUUAUCACCGCACCCAAAGAUGAAGAUAUGGGUCAAUAUCAGUGUUUUGCUGAGAACGAAUUCGGAACUGCCACCUCGAAUUCGGUAUUUGUCCGCAAAGCCGAUUUGAAUGCCUUCAAAGAUGAACCCGUUAAGACAACAGUAGCCAAUGAAGGUGAACCCUUCUCAUUGCAAUGUCAACCUCCAGAUGGUUGGCCAAAACCAAUAGUUAAUUGGUUGAUCCAACAAUCCGAUGGUUCAAUCAAAAGUAUCAAUAACUCCCGCAUGACAUUGGAUCCCGAGGGUACUCUGUGGUUCUCCAAUGUGACACGUGAAGAUGCCUCCGGAGACUUUUUCUAUGCUUGCUCAGCAACUUCGGUAUUCCGUAGUGAAUACAAAGUUGGUAACCGAGUGUUGUUGGAAGUGAAACAAACUGGAAUCAGCUCAUCACAAAAUAAACAUGAACCCGUGAGACAGUAUGUUACUCGUAAAGAUGAAGUUGCAACGCGUGGCAAAAAAUUAGAAAUGUAUUGUAUAUAUGGCGGGACGCCCCUCCCGCAAACGGUGUGGAUGAAAAACGGGCAGCCUAUACAUUGGAGCGAUCGAAUAACACAAGGGCAUUAUGGAAAGUCAUUGGUCAUACGACAUGUUGCGUUCGAAGAUGCUGGAUCAUACACAUGUGAUGUAUCAAACGGAGUUGGAAAUGCUCAGUCAUAUUCGAUAAACUUGCAAGUCUUGGCAACUCCAUACUUUACAGUGGAACCAGAGAUCCAAAAUGCCGCUGAAGACGAAACAGUUGAAUUUAAGUGCGAAGCCGCUGGUAAUCCAGAACCAAGCAUUCAUUGGAUUCACAAUGGUAAACCUAUUGCCGAAGCUCCACCAAAUCCUCGUCGUAUCGUUCAAAAUAACAGAAUCAUUAUUCGUGAUCUAGUGAAGGGUGAUACUGGUAAUUACGGUUGUAACGCCACCAACUCCUGGGGUUAUGUGUACAAAGAUGUCUACGUCAAUGUUCUUGCCCUGCCCCCAGAGAUCCAAGAAGCACCACGAAAAGAAGCCACUGUUGAUGGAAAGAAUGUUACAAUGAGAUGUCGUGUGUUCGGUGCCCCCAAACCAAAGGUUAAGUGGAUGCGAAAUGGUCUAGAACUGACUGGUGGACGAUAUGUUAUUCAAACUAACGGUGAUCUUCAUAUAUCUGAAAUCGGAUUUGGUGAUGAUGGUCCAUACACUUGUCAUGCUGCUAACAAAUUUGGAAGCAAAUCAGCCAAUGGAAGUUUAGUAGUCAAGGAACACACCCGAAUUACCCAAGAACCACAGAACUAUGAAGUCGCUGCAGGACAAUCAGCUACCUUCCGUUGUAAUGAAGCCCAUGACGAGACACUUACGCUAGAAAUCGAAUGGUGGAAAGAUGGUCAACCCAUUGAUUUUGAAAACCAAGUACGAUUUGUAAAAACGACUGACAACUCUUUAACUAUUUCUAAGACUAUGGAACUUGAUUCGGGAGAAUAUACUUGUGUAGCCCGUACUGAACUUGAUGAAGCCAGUGCUAGAGCGAAUUUAAUCGUCCAAGAUGUACCAAAUCCUCCCAGUCUGGUUGGUAUUAAUUGUAAAGCCAGAGAAGCUGAAAUUAACUGGAAACCUCAAGGAGACAAUCGUUCACCAAUUUUGCACUAUACCAUACAAUACAAUACAUCCUUUACUCCGCAAACAUGGGAUGCUGCUUUUGAGAAAGUUCCAUCAACCGAUUUCAGUUAUACAAUUCCAAUGACCCCAUGGGCCAACUAUACUUUCCGAGUUAUUGCUUUCAAUAAAAUUGGACCAUCUACUCCUUCGGAACACAGUGAUUCCUGUACCACACAACCAGAUGUGCCAUACAAGAAUCCCGACAACGUCGAAGGUCAAGGAACCGAACCAAACAAUUUAGUUAUCACUUGGACCCCUAUGCCCGAGAUCGAACACAAUGCACCAAACUUCCAAUACCGUGUUUCAUGGAAGAGAGAUAUUCCAGCUGCAAGCUGGGAAAAUAAAGAUAUCUUCGACUGGCAUCAAAACAGUUUGGUGGUCAAUGAUCAACCAACAUUUGUUAAAUAUCUCAUUAAGGUCAUUGCAAUCAAUCAAAAGGGUGAAUCUAAUGUUGCUGCUGUAGAAGUAACUGGUUAUUCAGGAGAAGAUCGACCAUUAGAGGCACCAACGAAUUUCUCAAUGAUUCAGGUUACAAGUAGUACAUCAGCUAUUCUAGGCUGGAAUCCAGUCAAUCCUGAAUCAAUACGUGGCCACUUCAAGGGUUACAAAAUUCAAACAUGGACCGAUGAAGAAGGCGAAGAAUCUCUACAAGAAAUCCAUGUCAAAGGUGAUUCUAAUCAAGCAUUAGUCACGCAAUUCAAACCAGAUGCAAAGAAUUUCGCUCGCGUCUUGGCAUACAAUUCACGGUAUAAUGGUCCACCCAGUGCAGUUAUUGAUUUCAAUACACCCGAAGGUGUACCCUCACCAAUUGAGAGUCUAGAAGCUUAUCCUCUAGGUUCGUCAGCUUUCUUGUUGUCAUGGAAGAAACCAUUAAGUCCUAAUGGCAAGCUUACCGGUUACAAAAUCUACUACGAAGAUCCUAAGAAUAGUGCAAUAGAACGACAGGAACGACUUCCAAGUAUCAAGGAUCCUCGCAUUACAAGAGCCAAAUUGGCUGGACUUAAACCAAACACUAAAUAUAGGAUAACAAUUACUGCCACAACGAAGAUGGGUGAAGGCAAAGAAAACUUCGUUGAAAAGAGAACAUUACCAGGAGGUGUUUUGGAACCAUCUGUUCCAAGCUUUAGCUGGGAACAAAUGCCAUCUGAUAAUGGUUUUGCGAGAUUCAAAAUUUUAUGGCAGCCACCAGUUGAUGGAGGUCAUCCAGGAACACACUUCUUCACAAAAUACAGGGUUGUGGGAGAUAAUGAAUGGCAACAAACUACUGAAGAACUAGGCGACGAUUUCCAAAUUGUUCGUGGCCUAGAUCCAGAUACAGUAUACGAAUUCCGAGUGGUUUCAGUUGAUGGGCAUUUCAUGAAAGAAAGUGAAUCGAAACAAAUCGAUACAAAUGGCGUUGAUGGACCAAUUGUGGUGCCAAAUGAGAAUGUUGCCAAUGCUGGAUGGUUCAUUGGAAUGAUGUUGGCAUUGGCCAUCAUCAUCAUACUUUUCAUAAUUAUUUGCAUCAUUCGAAGAAAUCGUGGUGGAAAGUAUGAUGUUCAUGACCGAGAAUUGGCCAAUGGGCGUCGUGAUUAUCCCGAUGAAGGUGGUUUCCAUGAAUAUUCCCAACCCUUGGAUAACAAGAGUGCGGGUAGACAAUCAGUGAGUUCGGCGAAUAAGCCAGGUGGUGUCGAAAGCGACACGGAUUCAAUGGCUGAAUAUGGUGAUGGGGAUACAGGACAAUUUACCGAAGACGGCUCGUUUAUAGGUCAGUACGUUCCAGGAAAACUUCAACCACCAGUGAGUCCUCAGCCCACCCCUCAUCAGCAAGCGCCAUCCACACAAGGUUCCAAUGCUGUAGCUACUUAUGUUUAAGUGUUCACCUCUCUUCCCUUUUACUUUCACAAACUUCCCCUAUCUCUAUCUCUUUUACCCACAGUAAUGACAAAAAAAAAAAAAACAAACAGAAAUAUUUAAGAAAACAAAAAUUAAUAUAUAACAUAUUUUUAGCAUAACUAAAAGAGAAGCCUUUUUCGUGUAUAAGUUAAAACAAUGUGUAAUUUUAUUAUUUCAAACUCUUUCUAAUAUACAAGAAUCUCAUUUUAUUGUUUUUCUUUUAUAUACAUAUAAUUUUUUUUUACAACAAAGUCGAAUAUAUUUAUUAUUUAAAACAAAUUUUUUAUCAGCUUAAGUUAAAAUUCAUUAAACAAACAAAAAAAAACAAACAGCCUUCGAUUGUUUUGCCUAUACAUAAUGGCUUGCAGCUAUAAAUACUAAUUAAUUUACUAUUGUUUAAAUAAUAUUAUAUAAGAAAAAAAAUGUAUGAAAUACAUUAAAAAAAAAACUAAUAUUUACCCAAAUGCAUAAAGGGUUAAUGAAUUACAUUAUUCUUUUCAAACUGAUUUCUAUUUUUUUUUUUAUUUUGGCUGAACAUAAAAUUUCAAUAGUUAAAAGCACACAAGUAAAUUAACAAAAUAUAAUUUUUAUUAUAAAAUAAAAACAAUGAAAUAACAAUUAUGUGUUCAAAGAGCAUAAAACAAACCAAUGUUGUAUUUUACCUUCUCCUAUACUCAUUUUUAACUAUAUAAAUCAGUUUAGACUAAAAUACAAGAGAAAAAACAGCAACAAACAAACAAAUAAAAAAAAACAAAAAUGAGUUGUUAUACUACUUAAGAGUUAAGUUAAUUUAGUUAUUUUUUUAACUUGAAUUAUUUAGCUGUGUAAAUUUUUACAGAUCAAAUUCUUAAACACGAGUAUAAAAUAAUGCAUAAUAAUAAUAAAUAAUAAUAAUGAUAACACAAAAAAAAUAAACGUCCAUAAAAAAGUAUUUUGUUAAAUUAAAUCCAAUUUUUGUAGUUUACAUUAUUAUUACUAUUAAUAUAAAUAAACAAAAAAAUAUUCAUGAUAGAGACAAAUAUCAUAAUACACUUUUGUGAAUAUAGAAUCUGUUUAUUAUUUUCUUUAUUUUAUUAUUUUUUUUUUUUUUUUCAUUAGGAUUUAAUAAUAAUUAUAUCGAGCAGCUUUUUAAUUUGUAUGUAGUAAUAUUUCAAAUAUUAUUUUUUUUUUUUUAAUAAAAUGUUAUAAGUUCAAUUCAAGCGAGAAUAAAUUAAAUCACAUACUUUU